This is a messenger RNA of Felis catus (domestic cat), 5099 nucleotides long. It is a transcript of the gene SLC60A2, whose product is annotated as major facilitator superfamily domain containing 4B. NCBI's taxonomy places the organism in Eukaryota, Metazoa, Chordata, Mammalia, Carnivora, Felidae. The record is from RefSeq and is a predicted model, not a curated record. Gene Ontology annotation, biological process: transmembrane transport.
GUUGGACUUCCCGGCCCUGAAGGGGGCCAGGAAGGUGGGGAGGUGGCGCCAGCGGGGACGGCCGGGCCUGGAGGGGCGGGGCCUGGCUCAGCUCCCAGUUCCCGAGGCUCGGCUGAGAAGCCGGGCGGCAGCAGGACUGCUUCUCCCGAGCCGCCGAGCUGGAGCUGGAGCUGGAACUCCGCGGGGCCGGGGCCCCGGGUGCCGGGCAGCGGCUCCUCCAGGCCGAGGCCGCGGCGGAGAAUGAGGCGGUGGCGGGUUCCCGGCGGAGCCGCCGGGCGGGAAGCAUGCUGCGCUGGUUCAUCACCGUGAUCCUGUGUGCCGCCUUCCUGGGUCUGGGAAUGAGUGUCGCUAUACUGGGACCCACAUUUCAAGAUCUGGCCACAAAUGUGAACCGCAACAUUAGCAGUCUUUCUCUGAUUUUUGUGGGCCGUGCCUUUGGCUAUUUGAGUGGCUCUGUGAUUGGCGGAGUUCUUCUUGACGCCAUGAAUCAUUUUCUACUCUUGGGGGUGUCAAUGUUGGCCACGACAGUUGGUCUCUAUCUUGUUCCGUUCUGUAAGACAGCGGGAUUGCUGAUUGUCAUGAUGUCCAUCUUUGGUGUUUCAAUUGGCAUUCUGGAUACAGGUGGUAACGUCCUAAUCUUGGCCAUAUGGGGGGACAGAGGAGCCCCACAUAUGCAGGCCUUACACUUCAGUUUUGCCUUGGGUGCCUUCUUGGCUCCACUACUGGCUAAACUGGCAUUGGGCACGACGGGGUCUGCUGACAACCACACGGAAGCUGACUCUCACAGUUCCCUCAACCAGUCGUCUGAAGCUGACUCAGAAUCUCUACUUGGAGUACCUGACAAUCUGAAUUUACUGUGGGCUUACGCUGUUAUCGGUACCUACAUUUUUGUAGUUUCGGUCUUUUUUUUGGCUCUGUUUUUGAAGAAAAGCUCAAGGCAGGAAAAAACCAAAGCAUCAGCUCAGAGGUCUCGGAGAGCGAAAUAUCACAACGCCCUUCUGUGUCUGCUUUUUCUGUUCUUCUUUUUUUAUGUGGGGGCCGAGGUAACCUAUGGCUCUUACGUUUUCUCGUUCGCGACCACCCACGCCGGCAUGAAGGAGAGUGAAGCAGCUGGGUUGAACUCCAUCUUCUGGGGGACCUUUGCGGCCUGCAGGGGCCUGGCGAUCUUCUUUGCUACGUGUUUACAACCUGGAACCAUGAUUGUGUUAAGCAACAUCGGCAGCCUGGGGUCAUCUUUACUGCUGGUGCUUUUCGACAAGAGCCCAGUUUGUCUCUGGAUAGCAACGUCGGUGUAUGGGGCCUCGAUGGCAACCACGUUUCCCAGCGGUGUUUCUUGGAUUGAGCAAUACACCACCAUCCAUGGGAAAUCCGCAGCUUUUUUUGUAGUUGGUGCUGCCCUGGGAGAAAUGGCUAUUCCUGCGGUAAUUGGAAUUCUUCAAGGAGAAUACCCUGAUUUGCCUGUAGUUUUGUAUACCUCUUUGGGGGCAUCGAUAGCCACUGCUGUUUUAUUUCCUGUGCUCUAUAAACUCGCCACCUCACCUCUCGAUCCACAGCGGAAAGAACACAGAAAAAGCGAGGACCAGAAAGCUUUGCUUUCUAGUUCUGAGCUAAAUGACUACGAGGAAGACAAUGAAGAAGAAGAUGCAGAAAAGUGGAACGAAAUGGAUUUUGAAGUGAUUGAAAUGAAUGAUACAAUGAGGAAUUCCGUAAUAGAGACAUCUAGAAAUAUUCUGACGGAGCCCUUAGCUGAAGUCUCCAGUCACUCCCACUCCAGUGCGGUGGUGUUGGAGUCCUCUCCAGUUAAUACUGGCAAGUCCCCUGUGAAUCACUUGCAAGAAACCAGGCUAAAAGGGACUAACACCUAGAGAAGUUGGAUUAUUUACUGACCUCCUUGAAUAGUCUCCAGUUCUAAAGAAGCCAGUCAGAGCAGAGCCUUAACGGAUUUUCAACAUGCUUUGGGGAAUCAAAAUUUCUAGCUCAGAGUACGUUUAGCAAAUGCUAAAAAAGUUUUGGGAGGUUCUGUAAUUCCCGGACUUUUCCAUAAAGAACAAAUGGUCUCAUACAGCAGGAUCUUGUUGUGAGGCUAGUGUUGUGAGGCACGUGGCCGAGUCAGUAAUGUUUUAUGGUCUCCAUCCCUCAGAGCGUGCAAAGAAGGUGUUUGUUGUUGAGAGGUUGGGUGCCAUUGUAAAUAGCGUGUGAAGCCGUCUAGCAUUUGAAUCGAUGAGCCGAACAAAUGAUCAGUCAUCAGUGUUCUGCCAGGGAAGUUGACGAGUGUCGUUUCAUAAAAGAGCAACUUUGCAAGUGGACAGGGAUUUUUUUCAUUGCUUUGCCCUCUCUGUAGUAGCGCGCCAGAAAACGCUAAUCCUCAUUUGAUUUCUGAUUUCUAUGAAGAGAACACAGAACGGGACCCCGAGAGACCUGGCUUCAAACCUCGACUGCUGCUUCCUGCUUAUCUGGUCCUGCACUCAGUCACUUAACUUACGCAGGCCUCAUUUAUCUUCUCUCCUGACCUGUGAUUCCAAAAGUGAAACUGAGGUGGUUUUCAAACUAGGAAUCCAUAAGUUUUUUUAUUUAAAGUAUGUGCAAGGGGGAAAAAAAAAGUUUGUGCAAGAUGUCUGUUAGAAAUUAAUAUAAGUGCCAUCCAUUCUUCCUUUCAAAUGAGAAAUGAAGCAAAGUUGAUAGUUUUAAGCAUAGUACCAAUUGUGAAUACGUGUCAGUUUAAGAGACUCCAUGUUUAAUAAUGAUUUGCAAAACACAUUUUUAGUAUUUCAUCCAUUCUAAGAUGCACCUUUUUUUCCACAUUUAUUUUCACAUUUUUAACAUCUCUGAAAUCAGACUUUGUCUUACAUUCAGUAGUCUCUUAACACUGACAAAAUUUAACUGAUGGUUGUCCAUGUACAUAUAUGAAGUAAUGUUGCAUGUUACAAUCAGUGUCUUAAACAGUAAUCCAUUCAGUUAUGGAGAUUUUACUAUUUUUACAGCUAUUUUAAAGAGAAAAGUUAUUUUUAUAUGCUGACUUUCUUGAUGUUCAAGCAGGAUUUGGAGGCGCGAUGUUCCGACUUGAAAAGCUGUUUCUUCAGAGUUACUAUGUUAGUACAGCUGUGGACAGUGUCUUCCUUAGCAACAGGCUCUGGGUCUGAGCCUUGCAUUUCCAGGACUCGCAUUUCCAGUGUCUACCUGAGCCUUGCAUUUCCAGGACUUGCUCCUCGUUGAGUCUGGCUGGUAAUCACAUUGUUAACACUGUAAACUAGGCUGCUAGUUUGAUUUACAAAGAGGCACAGUCUUUUCCAGUGUUGGGAAUAUUUGUAUCACCCAUCUAGGGCUCUUCCUUUCUGAGUUUGAAACAUCUGGGAAACCAAAAUAAUGAGUAGAAAGUGGCUUGAUAGCUUAGGGGUCCAGGGAUCACAAAGGGUACUUCAUAGGAGCGUGGCAAAUGACUAGCACUGAUGAUAGUUUUUCUUAGUUUUAUGGUGAAUAACAGUUAAUUUCCACUCGAUUGCGGUAUGUUUGCUUUCUCUUAUCUCAUUUCUAUAAUUUUGCCUUUGUUUUUUUCCUAAGCGAAAUACGGUAUCUUUCUUAACCACUGCCCACUCACCUUCUCUACCUGCUGCGAUAAUCGUUUAUGUUAAUAAUCUAGCACUUUUGGAGAAGGCUGGUGGGGAAAUGUACAGUAAAACGCCUAUUCUUGCUCUUUUUAUAUUGUACUUCUGGCUGGAACUUGGAGACCACCACUGCUGCAUUUAGUGCGUUUUCUCAGGUUGGUGGAAUUUAGGCAGUUGCUACUGUUUGGCAGCCGGGAGGCUUGCUGGAACAGGGAUUCUGCCUGUAGCAUCUACGUUUGAGGGGUAGAAGAUGCAGCUCGGGGAGAGAAGGAUGAUAAUAAGAACAUGGCAGCAAAUUUGGAAAUCCAAACUGGAAAAUCCACUAGGGUUCCACAAACCAAAAUGUGAAUGGCCAUGUGAGAUUAUAGGCAUUGUGAAAGUUUGAUGAUGUAUUUCCAUAUUGGAAGGAUAAGACUUAGUACAAUUCCAAGAAUUAGCAUUCAUCCUAAGCAGUUCUUAGGUAAGUGUCUGUUGAUCUGUGAGUAACCAAGAGUGAAGCUCUCUCUUGCUGAAGAGCAGAUUUAGCAGUUUGGACAUUUAUUAUCUCACAGUUUCUUGGGUCAGGAAUUUGGGCAUGACUUCCCCGGAUCCUCUGCUCAGGGUCUCGUGGGGCUGCGGUCAAGUCGUUGGGUAGGGCUGUGCUCCUUUCUGGAGCAUCGGGUUCUCUUCCAGGGUCAUGUGUGUGAUGGUUGACAAUCCUCAGUUCCUUGCUGUGGUAGGCUGAGGUCCCUGUUGUUUUGCUGUCAGCCAGCACCGGUACCAAUUCCCAGAACCUCCCAUGGGUUUUUUUUUUUUUUUUUUUUUUUGCCAAGCAGGCCUCUGUAGAUCCUCUCACAACAUGGCAGCCUAUUUCUUCAAAGCCAGCAGGAGAAUCUCUCACCUGAGUCCACUCUGCUGGAAUCUUCUAUAACAUAAUCACAGGAGUGACCUCCCGUCACCUUUUCCAUCUGUGCUUGGUGGGAAGCAAGUCAUAAAUUCUACCCAAACUCCAGGGGAGAGGCUAAUACAGAGAUGUGACUCAUAGGGGGUCGCCUUAGAGUGUGUUUGCUAUGCUCUGGUACCUAUAGAACCAAGGUUUAAGAGAACUAAAAAGUUUGAGCUGGGGAAAAGAAACCCUCAGAAGUCAAUGAAAGUGAUAUGGGUACCAAACCGAGUGAACUAAUGUGGGGAUGGAAGGCUCCCCAUAGCCCAGGCCAACAAACCUGAUAGGGGAGAAUCUCUUUGUUUGUGGGGUACUGGAUAGGCUAACUCCGAGUUACGCCUUUUUUUCCCUUGACAUUUUAUGUCCUUUACCACUAUGCUUUUAGCCUGUUCAAAUGCAGCUUACUAUGAGGGAAAUAGGUAAAUUUCAGUUUAAUUGUAUUUUCAUAGUAAAGUCCAAGAAGAUGUUGAGAGCAUUUUUCAAUUACUCUUCUUUUUUAAAGAAAAAUUGUUUUCAAAAAUCAGUUUUUAUAGAUUUUUAAAAUAUUUAUUUAUUUUUGAGAGACACAGAAUAUG